UUCCUCCUUUCUGCUUCUCCUCUACCUUGCAGUUUCCUUACUGCCCUUUUUGCAGGCGCUCGUUUCACGUACUCCACUACUUUGACGACCGCUUUACGCAUCUCAAGAGCCACUUUAGACGAUCCAGGAGCAAUCAUAUGACACCAUGCUGUUUCGACCACUCGAUAUUACUAUUCCACACAUUGCCUAUGCCUGUCUGGGAGGCUUCGUCGUCAUCUUUGGCAUGUUCUCCCUAUUCAUAAGGGAGAAGUUGUACAUUGGCGAGGCCUGUUGGGCGUUUCUUUUUGGGGUGAUAAUCGGCCCUUAUGGUGCUGGAAUAUUUGACCCCCGAGGAUGGGGCGGUAACAAUCCGGAGACUACCAAUCAGAUCACGCUCGAGGUUACUCGUGUCGUUCUUGCUAUUGGUGUGUUCGCCAUCGGCGUCGAGUUGCCCAAGGCCUACAUGAAGAAACACUGGAAGAGUCUAUUCUUCCUCCUGGGACCAGUCAUGACCUACGGGUGGUUCGUCUCGGCCGGCUUGAUAUAUGCAUUGAUACCCGGCCUCAAUUUUCUGUCGAGCUUGGCAGUAGCGGCAUGCCUUACGCCCACAGAUCCUAUUCUCGCUGCUGCCGUCGUCGGCGGGAAGUAUGCUGAUAAACACGUCCCUGCACAUAUCAGAUACUUAUUGGCAGCAGAGAGCGGAUGCAAUGACGGCGCUGCCUAUCCGUUCUUGUACAUUGCGAUAUAUCUCAUAAUCGACACCUCUACUGGGCGUGCGGUUGAAGACUGGUUUCUGACCUUGUGGCUUUACGAGAUCGUCUUCGCUGUGGUGUUUGGUGCAGUUCUGGGCUUUGCCUUCAGGCAUCUCAUGAAGUUCUGCGAACGCAAUGACCUCAUCGAUCGUCAAUCAUACGUCGCCCAGUACCUGUCUCUGGCUAUGCUCACGAUUGGGAUCAUGACGAUGCUUGGCUCCGACGACCUUCUUGCGGCGUUUUCGUGCGGCACCGCGUUCGCAUGGGACGGUUUCUUCAACCGACAGACCGAGGAAUCCGUGUUCAGUUCCGUCAUUGAUUUGCUGUUUAACGUUGCCGCGUUUGUAUACGUCGGUGCAUGGAUGCCCUUUAACGACUUUACGAAUGAGACGCUCACUCUCAGCGUCUGGCGGCUCAUUGUGAUCGGCAUUUUGGUUCUCCUUCUCAAGAGGUUGCCAAUCAUAAUUGCUAUGUACAAGUUCAUACCGGACAUUAAGACGUUCCGCGAAGCCGUGUUUAGUGGGCAUUUUGGACCCAUGGGAAUUGGCGCCGUGUACAUCUCGACACUUGCUGCGAUGAUGCUACCCCGACCUUCUGACCCACCAGCGGAUCAGACGGAGUUCCUUGCCGCCACGAUCCAACCUAUCGUCGCGUUCAUGGUGCUUUGCAGUAUUGCUGUGCAUGGUCUCUCGAUUCCAAGCUUCUCGCUCGGGCGACGUGUCCACUCUGUCUCUUCGCGCACCUGGUCGCGCCACGCCACUGGACCUGAUUGGACUCAACAGACUCGUCAUGUUACCCGUGGUGAGGAUAUUGUGAUCAACCGCGACGGUGACGCUGUAGGUGCAGCCGAACGGGGAGACGCGGGCCUGUCGGUCGAUGAGAAGGCAUCGUGGGAGGAGCGAGCUUCUAAGCGCGCGAGCACGAGCACGAGCACCCCAAGCCCCGUCAAGGAUAACGAGGAUAUUGCGAAGGAACCGAUCAAUGAGGAGGGAAGUGAGGCGACGAGGGCGGAGCUGGAGAAGAAGGAAGAUGAGGAGGCGAUGAAGGAGGAGAACCUCCCACAAGGGGACGAGAUAUUGGCGGAGUGGAAAGAAGGUCCGGAUAGGAUCAUCGAACGUCGUCCUGGUGGACCCGGAGAAGAGGUCGAGGUCGAAGUGGUGCGCAAUGCGUAUUGUUCAACUGGUGAGGAGGUCCGCCACGCGUUCCGCACUAAGGAGGGUGCUGCCAAACAAAGUGCACGCGCCUACCUUGAUCGCCUCCGACAUGCUCAGAAUAAUGGGCACAAGGAGCUUGAACACGUCGAGAAUACUGUCCUGAAGGACGCUGUCGCGCUCGAGCAUCGCGCUGCAGAGAUGCUUGGUAUGCCCGAUGCGCAUGUACCAGGUGAGGAUGUUGUCCAAGACGAUGACGAUGGAUGGGCCUCGGACAAGAGCGACGGUGAUGCCAGUGGCAAUGGCAGAGGGAAAGAUCGCCCGAGCUCUGUCGCUUCGAGCGACAGCUCGCCUCGACCCCGCUCACCCGGCUCUCCUUCGCGCAAGAAAUCGCGCUCGGGCAAGAGCAAGCCCAUUGGAAUCGGAAUCGGCAAACGCAUGCGCCGUCGGCCGACCGCCGGCGCAGUUGGCGGCCCAUCGUUUUCGGGCAACGCGCACCGCCUUAUGGUCUCGCCUCCAUCCAACGAAGACGUCGCCGAAGGGUCCCGCACCCGACCAUCGACCGCAGGCGCAGAAGACGACGACCGCCGUGGCCGGUCCACAAUCCUGCGGCCCGAUUCCUCACACCGCAACUUGAGUGCACGCCACCGGCGCAUCGAGAGUCUCCGGCUGGACGGUGCGACACCGCUCGUCGGCCGCUCGCGCGAGGCGAGUCCAACGCGGUCUGUGCGCUUUGCGGAUAUGGACCACCCCCGGAGCGGGACGAGCACGCCGCGGCAGUCAUCGUUCCUUGAGGCGCAGCAGUCUCCCACGUCGCCGUCGUCGCCGUCGUAUUACUCGGCGCCUACCUCACCGAACGAGGCAGGAGAAGACGAGGACAGGAGGGUGACCUUUGACCUCCCGGACCAGAAGCCGUGAGGCAAAUUAUAUUGUCGAAGAGGAUUUUUGCUUUUAAAGACCGUUUGCUUUCCCCUAUCCAUCUAUGCCAUCAAUCAUUUUGCAUCGUCGCAUGUUACUUGCAUUUCUUGCAUUUCGCAUACUCAUCCACUCCAAUUUUCCCCUUCCUCCAAUCCAGUUAUCUGUUCAUUUGCUUCAAAUUUUUCCUUACCAGGUUUACGGUCACUGCUUUUCGUAGCAUAUGCUGUACCUGCCUGUAUCGCCUAGCUCAUAGUUUUUUGUCUGGC
This is a messenger RNA of Coniophora puteana RWD-64-598 SS2, 3066 nucleotides long. RefSeq lists its product as uncharacterized. The record is from RefSeq and is a predicted model, not a curated record. NCBI's taxonomy places the organism in Eukaryota, Fungi, Basidiomycota, Agaricomycetes, Boletales, Coniophoraceae. The coding region runs from base 146 to 2800 and encodes 884 amino acids. Gene Ontology annotation, molecular function: sodium:proton antiporter activity. Gene Ontology annotation, biological process: proton export across plasma membrane; regulation of membrane potential; sodium ion export across plasma membrane. The transcript is spliced from 9 exons. Gene Ontology annotation, cellular component: plasma membrane.